CUUAGAGGCCUUCGGGCCUUGAUGACCGCUUUAAAACUCCGGAUCAAGAAAGCAUUUAGAGAGAGAGCGGGGAUUUUUCCUUAGAGCAAAUUUCCCCCCAUUUUCCCUUCAACACACUUUGAGAGUGUGUUUGCAUGAAAGGACAUUUCGGUGGGAAAGCCGGUUUGUGCGAAAAGUUAAAGACAUUCAAUAGACAUAGGAAGAAAUAAAGUGACCAAGGAAGCCCCUUCGGGGUGCCUCGGAGAACCGCAACGAUCAGAGACUCUGUCGAGAGACAUAAAUUCUACUCUUUCCCUUGGGAAAAGAAACCCUUCAAGGAUUUCACUCUCUAGCUCAAGAGAAAGCGUGUGCAUAGGAAAUGGAGCAAUUUGAGCAACUUCUCACGUGCUGCGUGUGCCUGGACAGGUACAGGAAUCCGAAGCUGCUGCCAUGUCAGCACUCCUUCUGCAUGGAGCCGUGCAUGGAGGGCCUCGUGGACUACGUGAGGCGCCAGGUGAAGUGUCCAGAGUGCAGGGCGGAGCACAGAAUACCCUAUCAGGGUGUUCAGGCCUUCCCCACCAAUGUCACACUGCAGCGCUUCUUGGAGCUCCACAUCGAGAUCACAGGAGAGCUCCCGGAUCCCACAUCGGGACAAGUCAUGGAGAGAUGCAACGUCUGUUCGGAGAAGGCUUACUGUGCCGCAUGUGCUCACUGCGAGAAGAAGAUCUGCGAAGACUGCAAGAGUGCUCACAUGGACAUCCUCCGGCGAGAGAUCCUGAGAAUAAACAGCCAGGUGCGCCGUGGAAUAAAUCGCUUGCAAGAUGCUCUGGCGAUUGUGGAGAAGAACACCCUGAGUCUGCAGUCAAACUGCGUUAGUGUGUCAGAAGAGGUGGAUGAGAUUUACAGGCGUCUCAACAAAGCCCUGAAGGAUCGAUCAGAUCAUCUUCGCACGGAGAUUGAUCGCUACUUGGGCACAGAACUGCGCAAUUUGACGAAUCUCAGGGAGAAUCUCGACCUGGAGAUUGGAAACAUCCAGAGCAACUGCGACUUGGCGGACAAGUACAUCACAGAGUCCGUGGAGUGGGAUGACAACGAGCUGAUGGACACCAAAGAGAUCUUCCUUAAAACAGUGGAGUUCUUGAGGAACUUCGAAUAUGAAAAUGCCGACUACAGUCGACGAGUGAGAUUCCUCAUGGCCAUGGAUCCCAAUCAGUUGGUCAUUAAUGUGUCCACGUUUGGAGAUCUGAAUAUCGUACAGCCCACCACGUCCAGUCCCAGCGGAAUGCUUCAACCGCCGAAUGCGGGUCCUGGACUGAUGCGCAGCAAAUCGGACCACAGAUUAGCCACUCAGUUCCGGCAGCAGGAGGAGCAGCGAGGGCACGGAUACGACGAUGAGCCGCCACUCAGUGGACGGAAGUUUGGAGAGCGUCAUGCUGGACGCAAUGCAGAUCGCUAUGGUGGUGAUCGCUACGGGCGGGAUUAUGGAGGUGAUUACGAGUAUGAUGAGCCCUCUUCGCGACCGGGCAAAUCCAGAUUCCGGUCGCGCUUCGUGCGUAGCCACCAGGGUGACAAUGACUCAGACACGGAGCCCAGCCGCAGCGUGAGAUUCCACGAGAAGGAGAAGGAAAAGGAGCGUGAUCGCGUGAUUGACACUGAAGAUGUGGCCAGAGGCCAGUUGAGUGGAAUUAUAAGACUCACGGAUUCUCCGCGCGUGAUGAAGCGCAUCCAAGAGCAGAGCAGGGAGAAGAAGGAGCCCACUGUUCAGGUGGCUCCGGCUCUGCUGGCGCAACAAAAGACUGCGGCCGUGGCGAAGAAAACACCGGCGCCGGCGGGUCGUCAAGUGUCUGAGGAUGAUGAUAUUUCGAGGAUAAAGCGACAGAACAAGGGAGCCCCGUCCGGGGCCGCGGCCGCGGAGCCAGAGCGUCCGGCUGCUGAGCGCGUGACAGCGCUGAAGAGGACCACCGCCGGUACGGCGUCCGACGAUAGUGAUAGCUCGAGGAACUCAACAGCGAGAAAGACGCCUCCGCAAGUUGAGUCCACGAACUCAGGUGCCCCAAAAGCACCCACGCCGGCACCCAAGAAGACCACGAGAUCCGCCAGUAGUGACUCCAGCACGUCCACAGAUAGCUCGAGCAGUGCGACAGGACCGAGGAAUACUGGAGCCGCGUUCACCACGGAGGAGGUGAAGCAGAAGUACCUCCAGAGGAGCAGCAUUGAUGCCACGGCGGACGCCACGCCGCCCAGGACUCGUCCGUCCGAAACAACUUCCAGUCCCGCCACCACAACAACGGCCACUGGCGAAAAGAAGCCCUUUCAGAGCCGAUUUCUCCCCAACCACCAGUCCCCAAAGCCCAAGGAGGAGUCAGAGUCCAGCACAGAGGAGGAGACCAGCACCGAAGAAUCAGAGGAGGAGGAGGAAGAGGAAGAGGAGGAAGUGAAGCCGGCUGUAACGACUGCAGCGCCCACUUCUGUGGUCAGAACUCCUCCCAGAGAUACGGCAAUGAAGACGGAUAUUGGGCCGUUGCUGGCGCGGAGCUCACAGGCCAGGGAGACAGGAGAGUCGCGAAGAACUGCCCGGGAAGAGCCGAAGAGCUACACAGGAUCCACCAAUAGUUAUAGGAAUUACGAAAGGGACACUAGUCCGAAGUACGGCGCCGCGGGAAGCUCUGGAGUGAGAUCACGCGCAAGUGCAGCCCAUGCUGAGCCAGAGGAGCACUCAAGGUACGGCAGUGGAGCCUCCAGCGGAAGCAGCUACACAAGCCGCUUUCUAAACAAGAGCAAAAGCACGGCCGUUGUGCCGCCGGAUGAGGAUCGAGAUCUCAGCACAGCUGAGGACUCCGACAGCCGAUAUGGGAGCAGCGGACGGAGUCGCUAUUUGGCGCUCAAGGAGCGUCGAAAUCGUCUCGCCAGGAGUCGUUCUUCACACAAUUUUGGCAAUGAUGACGACGAUCUCGAUGAGCCACUGUCGCCCACCACGGCGUCCCCAUCUGCUUAUCUCGCUUCCAGAUAUGGAGCAUCAUCUUCUCUGGCCUCACAGUCAUCAGAUCUGUCCAGAAGCCGUUCGUCACAUGCCUUGAAAUCCCGCGAAAACUCCCCGGACAGGAGCACUGGUGGUGACAAGGAUGGUGCUGCCCUGAGUUCUUGGGCGCGCUACUUGAAGAAUAAGUACGGCAAUCGAUCUACAGCCAAGGACGCCCGUGAUCCUGGGCCGUCGUCCACAUCCAGUGUGGCCUCGUCGUCGGCAUCGAGACGCCUGAGUCUCGGACUGCCGCUGCGUCAGGCCAAUGAGCUGGCAAGUUCGGAUGAUGACUCAAAAAACGGGCUAGGCUCCCCUACCUCUCCUACGGUGGCAGCAGUCGGUAUAACAGGAGCAGCAGGUAUCCUAGACAGGUUCCCUAGGACGCAGUACCUGCAGAAGCGCCGACAGCUGUUCCAAUUGGGAGGCCGGGGGAGCGAGCCCGGUAGUUUCACGUGGCCACGCGGCAUCGCCGUGAGUCCGGACAAUAACAUCGUCGUGGCGGACUCAUCCAACCAUCGUGUCCAGAUCUUCGAUGCCAAUGGCAUCUUCAUGAAGGAGUUUGGCGAGUACGGCAACGCCGAGGGCGAGUUUGAUUGCCUGGCGGGUGUGGCAGUCAAUAGGAUCGGUCAGUACAUAAUCGCCGAUCGCUACAAUCAUCGCAUACAAGUGCUGGAUCCCGCGGGUCGCUUUCUGCGCGCCUUCGGAUCGCAAGGCACGACAGACGGGAAAUUCAACUAUCCCUGGGGCGUCACCACAGACGCCCUGGGCUUCAUCUACGUGUGCGACAAGGAAAAUCACAGAGUCCAGGUUUUCCAGUCUGAUGGCACUUUUGUGGGAAAGUUUGGCACUUGUGGCAGCAAAGAGGGACAACUGGAGCAUCCUCACUACAUCGCUGUGUCCAGCACGAAUCGUGUGAUCGUGUCGGACUCCAACAAUCAUCGCAUUCAGAUAUUCGACGUCAACGGACGCGUUCUGUCGACGUUCGGCAGCGAGGGUUGUGAAGAUGGCCAAUUUAAGUUCCCCAGAGGCGUUGCUGUUGAUGAUCAAGGGUACAUUUGUGUGGCGGAUUCUGGCAACAAUCGCAUUCAGAUCUUUACGCCGGAGGGCAGUUUCUUGCGCGCCUUCGGCUCAUGGGGCUCCGCAGAUUCGGAAUUCAAGGGGCUCGAGGGUGUGGCCAUCAUGUCGAAUGGAAAUAUUUUAGUGUGCGAUCGCGAGAACCACCGUGUCCAAGUGUUUUAGGUGAUUAAGGAGGGGAAAGAAAAAACCCUAUUGGCCACUCAUACUUACCAUCCUCUCUUCACUAAGAAUCGAGGGUUAUUCGCAUAUCUAACUAACAGCCCUAAAUUUAUAGAUUGUCGCGUGUGUUAACUCAUUAUUUCUCUCUUUUUCUCUUUGUUGAUUGACUCUCAAUUUAGUUGUCAUGAUUAAAUUGAUCAGUCGCUCGAUCGCAGUUUUUGCUCGAAAAAAAAAAAUUAUAAAAACGUUGAUUCUUAUUGUUGAGAAAAAAAAAUCUAUAGCAAUUUGUAUAAUUUCUUUGUAAUAAACCAUUUUUAUCAAUA
Messenger RNA from Phlebotomus argentipes, 4557 nucleotides. RefSeq names its product RING finger protein nhl-1 (gene tn). Bases 359 to 4237 code for a protein of 1292 amino acids. Gene Ontology annotation, molecular function: translation repressor activity; protein binding; ubiquitin protein ligase activity. Gene Ontology annotation, biological process: negative regulation of translation; proteasome-mediated ubiquitin-dependent protein catabolic process; protein polyubiquitination. The record is from RefSeq and is a predicted model, not a curated record. The transcript is spliced from 11 exons. Lineage: Eukaryota; Metazoa; Arthropoda; Insecta; Diptera; Psychodidae.